UUUUGUCCAUUAGCGUUCCCUUCUAAAUCUCAAACUUCUCUGUAGCCCAACUUUCCCUUCCAGUUCCAGAUCCUUCGUUGAUUAAUUCUGUGCCCUGUCAGUCUCAGUUAUUUGUUUCGAUUUUGUUUCUGUUUCGAGUUGUAGAUUUAAUUAGAAAGGUUGAGGUAUGGCAGAUUGGGGUCCAGUGGUGAUAGCAGUGGUGCUGUUCGUGCUGUUAACGCCUGGGCUGUUGUUUCAGAUCCCGGGAAGAGACCGAGUUGUUGAGUUCGGGAAUAUGCAGACAAGCGCUGCUUCCAUUAUGGUGCACGCUAUUAUCUACUUUGGCCUCAUUACCAUCUUCCUUGUCGCCAUUGGCGUCCACAUCUACACGGGCUGAAGUGCACUGUAAAUCCCUUUAUUUUUUUUUUCCAUUUUUACCCUUGAUCUGUUUAAUUUAGUCGACUGUGUUCUUCAUCCCUGGUGUUGCUUGAUUUUGUAUUAAGACCGAUUAGGCCCUCUUAGGCAUUAGAAAGGGCUUUUGCAUUUUAGCAAAUACUUUUGUAUGCAUUUGUCUGCUAUUUGCUUUUGCAAGAAGAAGAAGUACUUCUUAGUUCUUGCUUUGCUUCUCCUUA
Messenger RNA from Tripterygium wilfordii, 611 nucleotides. RefSeq lists its product as uncharacterized. NCBI's taxonomy places the organism in Eukaryota, Viridiplantae, Streptophyta, Magnoliopsida, Celastrales, Celastraceae. The coding region runs from base 167 to 376 and encodes 69 amino acids. The record is from RefSeq and is a predicted model, not a curated record. The transcript has a single exon.